Haplochromis burtoni (Burton's mouthbrooder) is the source of this 2257-nucleotide messenger RNA. RefSeq lists its product as uncharacterized. NCBI's taxonomy places the organism in Eukaryota, Metazoa, Chordata, Actinopteri, Cichliformes, Cichlidae. Gene Ontology annotation, molecular function: cytokine activity. Gene Ontology annotation, cellular component: extracellular region. The coding region runs from base 836 to 1501 and encodes 221 amino acids. The record is from RefSeq and is a predicted model, not a curated record. The transcript is spliced from 4 exons. Gene Ontology annotation, biological process: immune response.
GCUAAACUCUGCAGAAAUACGCACGGAGCUUGGUAGAAGAGUCGGGUCACUUUAAAAAAGUGAGCUGCAGAGCCUCACCUGAGCCUCACCUGAGCCUCAGUCCGGCUCAGGUGAGGCUCAGGUGACGGGGGCCGACGGGGGUCUGUAUGGAGGGUCAUUAGUGCCAAACAAGUUAGAAGGAGCUGGAGCAAGUGCAGUCCUGAGAAUCACACCUGCAGACACUGUAUGUGUGUGCGCACAGGUGUGAUCUUGGUGUGACGGUGGAUCACAGGACCGCUUUAAAUAUUCGGAUAGCUCGCAAACUUUUCACGUGUCAUGCAGCUGAGACACGGAACCAGCAGAGGGCGUGAAUGCCCUGCGCCUGUUUAUGUGAGUGACAGUAUAAGUAGGCCUACCUGCAUCAGUACCUUCAGCCGCUCCGCUGACUCUGUCCUCCUCCGGGUUGUUCUGGUCCAGCUCAGAGGUCCGGGCUGCUGAAGGUUCAGGAAUAGUUGAAGCAGAACCACCGUCAGGCUUGCAGAUUAAAAUAAAACAUAAUCGGUGUGUUCAGAGUCCCUGAAGCUGUUUUCAUACGAAUCCAGGAAACUGUGAAAAAGUUUAUUUAUAAGCUUUAAUCAAUAACUCCCCAAAAGUUCAUUGAUGAUUGAUCAUCAGAGUGUGAGGGUGCAGAGGCAGAAACAAAUGAGUAAACAUCAUAGUUCUGGCUGUCAGCCGCUUUUUAAGAUUUUAAUGAUUAAUUAGCUCUUAAUGAAUAAUUAACGAUUAAUUAAUGCUUUAUUAACAUCGUCACAUCUGAUUGGACCACAGUUUUUGAUUUCUGUGCUUGGUAUCAGAGAUGAUCUUGUGGUGCUGUUGGCUCUUCUCAGGGGUCACUCUCUUUGUUUUUCCAGUUGUUGCCCUGCUGCACUGCUGCCUGUUAGCAGCGCUGGUUCAGUCGGCUCCCGUCAGCUCGCCGUCCAACCCGUCGCAGACGUUCAAAGAGGCGGUCGAGCGAGUGAUGAGGCUGGUGGAGAAAAUCCGGAAAGACGUCCGCUCCGUGCACGGCAGCAUCAUCAACAUUGACGGUUUUACCCUCGACCCCUCCAGUCAGACCGGAGAGCUGGAGAUGAAGAGGAUAAACCUGGGAAUCCCUGACCCCCCCGUCCUCAAAGAGCUGUCCGAACAGUUCACAGCGGACAUGUGUGUGAGCCGUAUGCUGGCGGGCGGCCGGCUGUACCAGGGGCUGCUGGUAGAUUUGUCUCGCAGACUGGGGGGACUGGAGGCCCUGAGUGCUGAACUGAGAGACCUGGUGACCCACAUCAACCAGAUGAAGGACGCGGCUCAGCUGAGCAGUGACUCUUUGGAUCAGAGCAGCCUGGACUUGACUUUGAAUCUCCAUGGCAACUACGAUGUCCAGGUGGCAGCCCACCUGACGCUGUGCCAGCUGCUCGAGUUCUGUCACGACCUGAUCCGCAGCCUCAGAAACAUGGCCGAAACACAGAUGGCUCGUGGGACGCGCUAAGCCCCGCCCACUGCAGGAUCAGAGCUGCUAGCAUGAUUCAGGGUAGAAACUUUAUCGAUCGUGGAGUUGUUGACACUGUUUGUCUCAUCAUCAUCACCUCCUGACGAGCGCCCGCCUCCGUGAUGCAGCGGGACUAAAGACUGAUAGAUGACACACGGGAAGUUUAUCCCUUGUCUUCAGCAGCUUCAGGAUCAGCCAACACGUUUUAUUGUGAAGGCAGCCUGUUGGAGCUCUGUUUCCUGCUUUGUGUGUUGCAGCAUGUCGAAGCGCUCUAUCGUCCCGGGAUCAGCUGGGAACACACAGCAGGAAUGUGAUGAAUGUGUGCCCGAUCAUUCUGGUGCAGAAGAAGAAGAAGGAGCCGGCUGCAGGUCCAGACCUGCUUCACGCCCGAGGUUAUUCUCACCUGCAGACGCUGGAGAAGGAAAAAACAGCGUCAUCAUCUGAACCCGAACUCCACAGCCGAUCGACUUCUGUCCCGUUUCAGUUCUAAUCAGCUUCAGUGAAACAUCUGGAGCGUUCACCACAAACUCUCAGGGCCAUUUUUUACUGUUCACUGUACAGAAAACAAUCAAAUCAAGUUUGAAACGUGUCUUAAUGAGGUCACUUCCUGCUGUUAUUACUUUAGAGUAAAAGCUCCUUCAGUUGAACCUGAUGGUACAGCUUUUAUUUUGAAGCCGCAGCAGGAAAUGGCCUGGCAACAGAAAGUCAUAAUGUUGUCACGUUCUUAUUCAUAAAUAUUUAUUAUUUUUUAUUUAA